GGGGUUUUAUUUCAAUUUUCCCUAAAACACUUGCCAAAAAAUAAAAUUGAGUAAAAACUCUGUAAACCCUGGUUGUCUCGUUGAGAGAGAGACAGAGAGAGAUGGCACAGCAACAGUACCAGAUCGACCUUGGCAAUAUCAUGGCCUUCGACCUUCACCACCAAUUCCCCUCUCUUCCCUUUUCCAGGGAGGAGCUAGCGAAAGAAUGCCUGCAUGAGGGCACUAAGUUAGUUCAAGCAGUUGCGGAUCCUCUUUUCAACCUACCUUCGAUUGAAGACCCAAAUGGCCCCAUUGUCAAGUUGCCUCCACCGACAACAAGAUUGCCUAGAGAGAAACCUGUAUAGUAAAGCGCAAAAAGGACAAGCUUGUGUUUGAUGAACAAACUUGUACUUGGAAGCGUCGCCAUGGCUACGAUCGUGUAAACAAUGACAAAGAUAUACCCAUCAUUGAGGCAAAGAUGACUGAUGAGCCAGGAGAGGAUCCUUUUGCUAAUAGACGAGCAGAAAAGAAGCAGCGAGUUGAAAAACAGGAGAAGCAUCGAUUGCAUAACUUGAAACAAGCUGCAAAAGUUGGUGCCCUGCCAAGCCAUGUUCAACUUGCUGCCACGGCCUUGCCAAUAACAGGAACACAAGCGGAACCUAGAAAAGUCAGUAAAGAUGAACUACAAAAUGUAGCAGGAAUGACAGCAACAGCAACAGCUAGUGGUGGGAAGUUUGACAAAAAGUUACCAGGAGAAAAGCCACCAAAACAUGAAAAGAAGUAUCGGAAGUUCCUUCCAGUUGUGGAAGGAUUAGGAAUGGGCUCGCUAGAGAAGCAGCAAACUGAGAAAGUUCUGAACAAGCUUAUCUCCAAAAAUUCACAUUAUAUACUCAAUGUUGAAAAGGUAUUCCUAAACCAUCAGUUUACAUUUAUUAUUAUUAUUAUUUUUAUUUUUAUAGCAGUUAAUACUCUGAGCUUCCUUUACUUGUGGAUAAAUAAAUUUUGUUUCUCUCUGAACUUGGAUCACGUGGAAAACGGGCUGUUAACAUGUAUAAUGUGAAGAAGGAGAAGAAAAGAAACAAUCAACAUGGGAAGUCUACAUCAACCUCAAGCAAGUUGAAACCGAUGAAGAAACCUAAUAGGAAAACUUCAAAGAAAGGAUCUUCAAAAAAAAGGGAAAUCAAAAUGAAAUUAAUCUAUUGGACUAUAUUGGAUCCUGGAGUUUGUAUUAGGCACUACAAGUUUGUUUUAUGGGGAAGAGAUAAUGUUAUCAUAGUAAGUUAACUUGCAUUCAUAUUUUAUUUUUGGGGAAAAUGGUAUGCUUUAUUCAUUUA
This is a messenger RNA of Cornus florida, 1313 nucleotides long. RefSeq names its product ribosome biogenesis regulatory protein homolog. Gene Ontology annotation, cellular component: nucleolus; preribosome, large subunit precursor; nucleus. Gene Ontology annotation, biological process: ribosome biogenesis; ribosomal large subunit biogenesis; ribosomal large subunit export from nucleus. NCBI's taxonomy places the organism in Eukaryota, Viridiplantae, Streptophyta, Magnoliopsida, Cornales, Cornaceae. Gene Ontology annotation, molecular function: protein binding. The transcript is spliced from 6 exons. The record is from RefSeq and is a predicted model, not a curated record. Bases 458 to 1039 code for a protein of 193 amino acids.